This is a messenger RNA of Trichomycterus rosablanca, 2491 nucleotides long. Its product is annotated as homeobox protein Hox-A3a-like. Gene Ontology annotation, molecular function: DNA-binding transcription factor activity, RNA polymerase II-specific; RNA polymerase II cis-regulatory region sequence-specific DNA binding. Lineage: Eukaryota; Metazoa; Chordata; Actinopteri; Siluriformes; Trichomycteridae. Gene Ontology annotation, cellular component: nucleus. The transcript is spliced from 2 exons. Bases 35 to 955 code for a protein of 306 amino acids. The record is from RefSeq and is a predicted model, not a curated record. Gene Ontology annotation, biological process: regulation of transcription by RNA polymerase II; embryonic skeletal system morphogenesis; anterior/posterior pattern specification.
UGUAUCAUUCCACAUAUUAAACAACAGUAAUAAUAUGUAUGUGCCACAUCCACUUUCUAAUCAUCAGCUUUUUUAUUCAGCGGACCAACAAUGUUACAGCAGCGUUUUGCAGCAUGGCAAACCUUCACUCGACCAUCACGGGGACGGUGAAGGCCACAUAUGGACUCUGCAAGACCAUUCUUACAUCCAGAAACUGUCUGAGCACUGUAGCGGCGUCAACUCUGCCAAGAAUGGAAUCCGACCUCAUUGCAUGACCCAGGUGGACCAAAACGAUGACGUUUUAGUCAAAGCUAAUGGAACAAGCAAGAACAGUGGCAUCUUUUUUAAGAUCUACCCCUGGAUGAGAGAGGCGCAGUCAACCACAGGUCCUGAUACACCAAACUUCUGUCAACCAGGCUUAUCAACAUGUAGCAGUGAGAUCUUUACUACAGAAAGCACAAAAAGAAAUGACAACAGCUCCAACAAGAAGCGUACACGUUCUGCUUUUACCUCCUCCCAGCUACUGGAGCUUGAAAAAGAGUUUUACUUCAGUGCCUACCUGUGUCGACCACGGCGCCUUGAGAUGGCCUCAGUGCUAAAGCUCACUGACCAGCAGAUUAAAAUCUGGUUCCAGAACCGCCGCAUGAAGUACAAGAAGAAUUACAAAGGGAAGGUGACAGCUUGGCCAUCAUAUUUAGGUUUCCCUUCUUCUGCAGGACCAGAUGGUGCAAUGGACACAGCCUCACACAUGUUCCAGUAUGUGAAACAGCCAACGUCCAGUGUAAAAUGUACUCAACGCAACUUUGAGCCGAUGCACAGAGAUUGGUUCUUCUAUACAAAGUCACCUGUACCUGUCACCGGCACAGCAAUGGACCAUAAUAAUGUUCCUGUGGCCACACCUGGAGAUUCACUUUUAGUCUCAGGCCCAGACCCCUCUUUGCACAAGCAAAACAAGGGCUGGUAUGACAAGUUAUAGGUAUGAAAAGUCAGAGUCAGAUCUUCGAUUAUUCGUGCUUUGACUUAAUUUAUAUAAAAUCCAACAAAAUCAGCCUUGCUUGUUAAAAUUCCUGUUGCAUGAGAUUGGAUUGCCAUGCCAUACUCCCUCUAAGCACACUCCUAUACCUGCCAACAUUUUAAGAAGAGACAGGAUUUGUUGCCCUAAGAAGUUGAUUUACAGGCAGAUCAUUGACUUUGUAGAGCUGCUGAGCCAAGUUCACUAUCGUGGGCGAAGGGCCUGAGGAGAAUUACAUUACGUUAUCAGCCAAUAUGCAGUGAAGCUGGGAGGGAUUCCUCUGUGGAUAAGCUGGAACAGACUCUGGGAAAAGUACAGAGAUUUAUUAAACAUGGACGUGUGCCCACUUUUGAGAGUGAAUCUUAUGAGCACAGCUAAUGCUUAGUUCAAUGUAAGCACCCAACACUAGCAUGUGCAGUUAUUAUUUUAAUGUUAAAUGUGAGAGGAUAACGUAUUGCCUUAUGUAUGUGUCAAACCAUAUUUAUGCUCUUUAAUUAUACCACAUGUAAGAUGUGUUUUUGUUUUAUUCCAGAACUUUAAAUUAAUUUCCUCCUGUGACUAAAUUAUUUGAAGAAGUAAUGUUCAGUUAAAAAAAUAACUUAUUUGUGUACAUAGAUGGAUAUUGAUAGAUACUGUAUGGUGUAAAAAUAAAUAGUCAGAGUUACACAUCAUAGCAUACUGUGCAUGGUGCAUUAAUGCAAUGAUAUUGGAAGAACCGAGUUAUCAAGCAUAUUUAAAAUAAAAAUUCAGUUACUUUCGUUGUUACACAUUAUUGUCACAGCUUAUUAAAUUAAUUAUAAUAUUACACAAAUUAAACUUGAGCAAAACACAAAACAUGUAAAACGUUUUUUUCUUCAUGAAACAAAGUUCUUCAAUACCUUGAUCACUUGUGUAUAAAUUGUGUUUUGACUUAAUAACCCAUUGCACCAACUAUAACAGCAAUUACUAAAACUAAUUUUAAUUUAGACUUUCACAGUACUGUGGAUACAUUUUUAGCCCGCUCUUCUUUACCCUAAUUCAGACACAGUGCUCAAUUUGUGGGCAUGAACAGAUUAUCAACACCAUCUUUAUUGUGUACUUUGACUAUGCCGCUCCAAAACUUCACUUGUAAAAAAAAAAAAAGGAUUUUUGUCCCACUGCAUAAAUCAGUGCCUCAUAUUCAGUUCGUGGACAGAUUACCUUAUAUUCUCCUCUGGAAUAUUCUGACAGGGUGAAAAUAUUCACUUUCAAAAUAACUACAAGUCAUUAGGGUACUGACUCAGCAGAAAACACCCACACCAAUAAAUACACAAUCCUCUUAGACAGGUGGUUUUAUGUUCUUAUUCUGAAAUGCUAUUUUCACUUUUUACCAGUUAUACUAAGACCCUUAUUUAAACUUGCAAUAACAUUUUUAACCACCACUGUACAAACAAGCUUGAAAGCAAAUGUUAAUAAUACUCUAAAAAUGUGUUUUUGGAAUUAUUUGUAUGUCAGUUGAAUAUUACAAAAUUAAUAAAUAUA